Messenger RNA from Grammomys surdaster, 1486 nucleotides. RefSeq names its product HAUS augmin like complex subunit 4 (gene Haus4). Gene Ontology annotation, biological process: centrosome cycle; spindle assembly. Gene Ontology annotation, molecular function: microtubule minus-end binding. NCBI's taxonomy places the organism in Eukaryota, Metazoa, Chordata, Mammalia, Rodentia, Muridae. The record is from RefSeq and is a predicted model, not a curated record. The transcript is spliced from 10 exons. Bases 128 to 1219 code for a protein of 363 amino acids. Gene Ontology annotation, cellular component: HAUS complex.
GGCAGGCCCCGGCCUCAUAGCUCCGGCGGCGAGCUGUGCAGGUUAGCGCUCGAUGACCGCGAGCCUGCACCGAGGCCGCGCUCGCCCUUAGGACUCCUUGGCGCCCAGACGAUACCAAGAAAACCAGAUGGCAUCCGGAGAUUUCUGCUCACCUGGAGAAGGCGUGGAGAUACUACAGCAAGUGUGUGACAAGCAGUUUCCUCCAUGUGCCCUGACAGAGGAGGAUCUCAUAAAGAAUCCAUAUUUCAGCAAGCUCUUGCUCAGUCUGUCCCAGCACGUGGAUGAGAGUGGCCUAAGCCUCGCGCUGGCCAAGGAGCAGGCUCAGGCGUGGAGUGAAGUUCGGCUUCGUAAGACAGAAUGGCUGAGGUAUGAGAUCUUACAGAGAGUUAUCCAAGAGCUGCUCGUGGACUACUACGUAAAGGCCAAAGACACAAACCUAACCUCCAAAGACAAAAAGUUUCAUGAGACCCUUGAACAACGGCUGCUUGUAACUGAGCUGACACAACUCUCAGGUCCUGGGCAGGAGACGGAGAGGCCCCCACUGCUAGGGCUGGAGAAGGCUGACCUUCUGGAGCUCAUGCCACCCUCGCAGGAUUUUGUGUGGAUGAAGGCUCGGCUCCAGCUGGAGGUGGAGGAACAGCUCAAGAGGAAAUGCUUCACUCUGCUGUGCUACCAUGACCCCAGUUCAGAUUCUGAUGGAGACAAGCUGAAAGCAGCGAAGGUGUGGACACUGACCAAGGUCCUGGUAAGGGAGAAGCAGCAGUGCCUGGAGGCCAAGGGCCAGCAGAAGGAGCAGCUGGUACUUCUGGAGAAGAAGAGGGCCACCUACUCCCAGGUGCUUCUCCGCUGCCUCAGUUUGCUGCAGAGGCUUCUUCAGGAGCACCGGCUGAAAACUCAGUCUGAGCUAGACCGCAUCAAUGCCCAGUACCUGGAGAUCAAAUGCAACGCUAUGAUCCUUAAGUUGAGGAUGGAAGAGUUGAAGAUCUUGUCUGACACUUAUAGCGCUGAGAAAGUGGAAGUCCAUCGCCUAAUUAGGGACCGUUUGGAGGGAGCCAUUCACCUCCAAGAGCAGGACUUGGAGAAGUCGAGACUGGUCCUGCACACCUAUGAGGUCCUGGGUGAAGACUUUGAGAACCUGGUGAAGGAGUACACUCAGCUUAGACUGGCAGCCGAGAACAAACGCUGGGCCCUCCAGGAAUUUAGCAAGGCCUACCACUGAGCUGAAUGUAGGCAGAACCAGGAAGCAUGGAUUCUCCGUGGCCACCUUCUCCUCCUGCUCAGUGGACCACCUCCACCACAGACAAUGGGGAAGCUUGCUCAACACACUGCAGCCUUCACAACCCCUCUGUUGUCGAUUCCUUGUUUGCAAUGACUGCGUCUCUUCUGGAAGUGUAGCUAUCAGAUUUAUAAAACUCUGUGGAUAUCUGUUUUGCAUCAGCCCUGUGUAAUAAUUUCCUGAAUAAAGUUGUAGUAUUAUGCCUUAGAA